Molecule: messenger RNA, 1053 nt
Organism: Olea europaea var. sylvestris
Lineage: Eukaryota; Viridiplantae; Streptophyta; Magnoliopsida; Lamiales; Oleaceae
Product: protein FAR-RED IMPAIRED RESPONSE 1-like
Exons: 3
Coding region: 1-1053 (350 amino acids)
Source: RefSeq, a predicted model, not a curated record
AUGGAAGAUGCUUCAUUCGUUGAAUUUGAAAAUGAUAAUGUGGACGACAAUGUAAACAUUGUGGAAGAGGAAACUGUAGGAAGAGAUGAUUUUACUGAGCUUGAGGUCAGUAUGCAGUUCAAGGAUGAAAAAGAAGUGUAUGAUUUUUAUGCAAGAUAUGCUUAUGUCGUGGGUUUUUCAAUUAGAAAGAGGAGUUCAACGAAGGAUGAUGAUGGUGUUUUGAGAUAUAUCACAUUUACGUGUAGUCGGGAAGGACGAAGAAGCAAUAAUACAAGCAAAACUAUGAAGCCGCAACCAACAAUUCAGACAGGUUGUAAAGCUAAAAUCUUUACAUCUUUUGAUAUCCAUGGUUACUGGAAAAUUAAUACAGUCCACCUUGACCACAACCAUAAGACAAGUCCUACUAAGUCCAGGUUGUAUCGAUGUAAUCGAGAAUUAAGUGCACACGUUAAACGGAAGCUUGAAGUGAAUGAUAUGGCUAGAAUACCAUUGCACAAAAGUUUUAACUUUGCAGUGGUCGAAGCAGGGGGCUACGAGAAUAUGACAUGCAUGGAAAAUGAUUGUCGAAACUGUAUUGAACAAGUGAGACGACUAAGACUUGGCGAGGGUGAUGCAGUAGCAAUACAGUCUUACUUUUGUAAAAUGCAAGCACGGUGCCCGAGAUUUUACUUUAGUAUUGACUUAGAUGACGAUUCACACCUGAAGAAUUUUUUUGGGCAGACAAUCGAUGCAGUAUCAAAUGAGGACACGGAUACAUUUGUAUGGUUAUUCAAGACAUGGCUCCAGUGUAUGCAUGGUCAAGCUCCACAUGAAAUAAUUACUGAUCAAGACAGAGCCAUGCAAAAUAUAAUUCAGAUAUUGCCAGAAAAGUUUGGAUACCAUGUUGAUAAGUUUUCGAUAUUUUUGGCGAUAUACAUUUUGGUGUAUGAUUCACAAUUCGUCCAAGAAUUUGAAGAUGGUUGGAAAUCAAUGAUUGAUACAUAUGACUUACAUAACAACGAUUGGUUUCGGGAUUAUAUGAGAAUAGAGGUCGUUGGGUUCCAUGUUUCUUAA